Molecule: messenger RNA, 1826 nt
Organism: Mycotypha africana
Lineage: Eukaryota; Fungi; Mucoromycota; Mucoromycetes; Mucorales; Mycotyphaceae
Exons: 2
Coding region: 49-1647 (532 amino acids)
Source: RefSeq, a predicted model, not a curated record
AACAAAUAUUUAGCUCUUGUUCAUCUGAACAAUCACAAUUUAACAAUAAUGAAGAAGCUACUUCUAUUAUACGGGUUUUUAACUGUUCUGUUUAUAACGCAGACCCUGGCUAUAGUUCGAACAGAAGAAGUUGAAGAAUGGACUCGAGAUGAUGUGGGAACCUACUUUAAUAGAUAUAAGGAUGUCUAUGAAAGAAAGAAAGAUUAUCAAACAUUUGGUGAAUUGGCAGAAUCAUACAAAAAUGCUGCUGCUGAUAAUGUAAAGUAUUUUUUUGGAACCACUGUCGAUCAAAUCGUUUCUGGAUUCUCGGCUACAUUGCAUAAAAACACCAAGCUCGCACAAAAUGACAUUGAUGAGUAUAUCUCAAACCUAAAACACGACCUUCGUCGAUUGGAAAUCAAGGGCCAAUUGACAAAGGAACACAUUGGAGCCGUUUUGGAUAAGGCUCACCAUGAAGCCAUUCGCAAGAAAAUCAUGACGGAAGCAGAGUGGAAGGAAGCUUAUGCCCGCUUCGAAUCCUACUUUACACAACCUACUUGGUACCAGCGCGUUCUAGGUCGCAAAUCCUUUCUAGAACAAAGUGCAUCCGGAUUUAACAAUUGGGUGCAAUCUGUAACAGAUCGUGUAGCUCAUGUAGGUGGUUUAACCAAGGAGCAAGCAAAAGAAAUCGGUGAACAUGUACGCUCUAGUGUGACAAAUACUGAUCUCCAGAAGUUGGGUGACAAAUCUUGGUUGGACAAUAUGACACGUACUCUUUCUCGACAUUCACAAAUCAAAAAAGACCAACUUGAUAAAAUUGUUGAAUCUCUCAAUGAAGAUAUUCAAAGCUACAGAUCCUAUGGACUUGAAUACACUGGGCAAGCCACGCAAGAAGUCAAGCAUUGGUAUUAUCGUAUUAAAGUCUUUUGGAUAAAUGUGCGCUCUCGAGUUGGUUCUUUUGUUCAUCAUUGCAAGCACAACUUCUACCGUACCUUUAACGAAAAGAAUAUCAAGAAGCAUAAAAGUCAUCUCUACAACACUGCGUCGUCCGUCAGCUCUAAAAUGAGCUCUGCCAGCUCAAAGGCCAGCCGAUCAGCCACUUCUCUCGGUCAUAAGGCAAGCAAAUCAGUUACUUCAAUUCGAUACGAGGCUGGUAAAAGUGCUUCCUCUGUCUAUUCCAACGCUGACAGGGCUACCUCUACAUUGAAGUCAAAUGCUCAUAUGGCUACUAAUUCUAUCCACUCUGCUGCCAGUUCCAUCUCAAGUGAAUACGAUUCUUACACAAACUCUGUAGCCCGUUCACGUACCAUGCAUUCGCUCUAUGCAAGAGCCACCAAUGCCCCAGCAAAUGCCUAUAACAGAGCUUAUCACAAACUUCACGACGGCAAAACAGAUUUGAAAGGCUCCUUUGCUUACUUUUGGCGCCAGAAGGAACAGGACUACUACCGCCGCUUGGGUUAUACCGAAGCCCAUAUUGAUUGGAUUCAAAAUUACCUUUACAAGACCUUUAAGAAAGAGAAAUCAUCCGUUCAUAGUAAGGCUGACGCAGCAUCUAUUGCUAUUAAACGUUAUCUGCAUGGAUUGGGAAUUCAAACACCUGCACAAAUCGAUCAAAACGUUCACAAAUUAAUACGUCAUUUAGAAUCUUGGAGGACACUUGUCGUUUAAGAAACAUGCCGACAGUUUGGAAAAAAGAGAAGACGAAUUUUCUCUUUUUCUUUUAGGCAUCCGUUGUUUACGUAAUAUACUUUGAAGCUGUUUUGCCAGCUUCUCUUCUAUUUUGUAUAUAAUUAUUUACUUUAGCUAAUGAUUCUGCUUUUUGUAAUAUAUUUCUCAAUAACUUUAUA